AUGUUGUUUGAAGGCCUGCUUGAAUUGUUAAGGCAACCUCCUUCAGAAAUACAAUUUCGCUAUAAAGUACAUGAGAAAACGAAAAAGUUGGCGGAAGAGGUAAAACGGGGCGAUCUUGUGAGCAUCACAAAGGAGUACAAUACUCUUCGGCAGCGAAAGGAACUCUCAUUCAUUUCUAGACAUCUAUACCAAAACCUAUUACGCUCUCUACGCCCUGCAAAGUCUGAACAAAAGAGUAACAUUCCAAUACCCCUUAUAGCAAGCACGGCCUUUAAAAUAUUUCGUGAUGUUGUAAGACAAGAUGUUCAAUUGUCUAUAAAUGAUUGUAACCAUUUGUUGCAUUUGUCGUUCUUGGUAGGCAAUAGAAAGCUUGCCAACCAGAUACAAAUGUACGUGAAAAAAAACAAGCUCUCGCCAAAUCGCUGUUAUUAUAAUAGCAUCAUUUCUCUGAUUGUCGGAAGAAAGGCAGAGUUAAAACGUCACCUUAGAUACCAAGAACUUUGCAAUAAUUCUGUUUCUUCAUAUCAACAACGCGUCCUCGAUGUCAUAAAUCAGUCCAUGAAGGAACAUGGGAUUUUUCCUAAUGCGAUGAGUUUUGAUCAGCUAUUCUUAAGUAUUGCCAAAGACAAUGAGCCUUGGAAAAUGCACUCUUUUCUUCAAUCACAUUACGGUGUUUUUCUAAACGGGGAAAAUAUUAAGAAAUAUUCUCUAGAUGAUAUUCUCUAUCCUACAACGCAUACACUAUCAGCAGUUGUAACCGGUUUCUGUGCCGUUGAUGAUAUUAAGAAUGCCUUUGCCUACCUUGAAGCGCUGUCUACUCUUUAUCAACUCUCUGUACCUAAGGAUGUUUGGCAGAGGCUCUUACAGUAUGCAGCGUCAUCCCGAUCUUUUAAGCCAACUCACUAUUGGCUUCUUCACGUUUUUGAAUCAUAUCUCUCGUCGACAAAUGGCUUUCCAGCUGUAGACAUAUUGUCACGUCUACUUCACAUAACGUGUAGCAAACAUUAUAUUCUCACGAGCACACUUCUUUAUGAACGUUGGAUUCAUUUAGUCACUUGCUCAUUUUCUCUAUGGUCCCCAACCCGUAUAAGAAGCCAUUACGAAAUGUUAGACGAGCAUAAGGAACGUUUGCAAACAAGGUACCAAACAAGGUUUAAGGCUUAUGAUAACAAUUUUACUGCACACCAAUUGCUUGAAGCUGGUCUUCAAACAAUUCAAAAGCAUCUUUCAAACUUAGACGAGGAAGCGGAUACACUUCAUCAACUUCCACAAAAAUUACAAACGAAGUAA
This is a messenger RNA of Schizosaccharomyces japonicus yFS275, 1290 nucleotides long. RefSeq names its product ATPase expression protein. The transcript has 2 exons. Gene Ontology annotation, cellular component: mitochondrion. NCBI's taxonomy places the organism in Eukaryota, Fungi, Ascomycota, Schizosaccharomycetes, Schizosaccharomycetales, Schizosaccharomycetaceae. The coding region runs from base 1 to 1290 and encodes 429 amino acids. The record is from RefSeq and is a predicted model, not a curated record.